GUCAGCCUGGCUGUCAGCCUGACGGGCUUCGGUGCAGAAGAAGGGUGGCAUUCUUGUCGGUGCCAGAGAUUGCAGAAGAUCCCAGAUGUACCCGUGGACUCUGUCAGGAGUUACGGAUCCUGAAGCAGUAGCUUAAGGGACCUGCUGGCCCUUGAGCAGCGGUGUUGGAAACAGGCCUCUGGCACUGGCCCAAGCCAGUUGACGGUGCCUUUUUUGGGGUGAAUGGCCAGCAGACACCCAGUGGUACUCGUGUCCCAGUGACAGACUGUCACGGCCCAGGCCACCUAGACCGACUUCACUGAUGGAGCCGCAGGCUGAGAAGCCAGGAGAGGCUGAUGGGGUGCGUGUCACGCCCCAGCUGCUCAAGUCACGCUCGGGCGAGUUUGCCCUGGACUCCAUCCUGCUUCUGAAGCUGCGAGGCUUGGGGCUAGUGGACCUGGGCUGCCUGGGGGCGUGCCUGGGCCUCGAGUGGCUGGACCUGUCGGGCAACGCGCUCACCCAGCUGGGCCCACUGGCCUCCUUGCGCCAGCUGGCCGUGCUCAAUGUCGCCAACAAUCGGCUAACAGGGUUGGAGCCACUGGCCGCCUGCGAGAACCUGCAGAAUCUCAAUGCAGCGGGCAACCUGCUGGCCACCCCUGGCCAGCUGCAGUGUCUGGCCGGACUGCGGGGCCUCGAGCACCUGCGGCUCCGGGACCCUUUGGCCCGGCUCAGCAACCCGCUCUGUGCCAGCCCCUCCUACGGGGCCGUGGUCCGAGAGCUGCUGCCCGGCCUGAAGGUCAUCGAUGGGGAGCGUGUGGCCGGCCGCGGCAGUGAGUUCUACCAGCUGUGUCGGGACCUGGACAGCCCCCUGUGGCCCAGCUCCAGCCCCGGCCCCAGCAUGGCCGAGGCGCAGCCCUGGGUGGAGCCAGGGUACUGGGAGGCCUGGCCCACGCGGAGCAGUUCCAUCCUGCAGGAGGCCUGCCGGCAGUUCCAGGACACACUGCAGGAGUGCCACGAGCUGGACCGCCAGGCCCAGGACAGCCUGGAGCAGGCCCAGCAGGCGCUCAGCUCUGCAGGCACCACCUCGUCGUUUGUCUUUUGAAUGUGCUCCGUGGCGUGGGCCAGCCUGACCCAGGCCGUGGGGUUGGCGCAUCGGAAGGUGUGGCCACAUUCCCACCCCACCCCCAGAUCUGCACCGGAAUAGAGCGUUUCAUCACGCUGGUCACUGGCCAGCAGACUGCCAUUUGCUUAUCUCUGUUCCUAAGAGCAGCCCCCACCCUCCCACUCCUCCCUCAAGGAAAAUUCCACACCUUCCUUCAACAUCCUUCAGGGAGGCACCUCCCCAGUGGCCUCUAACAGGUGUAAGGGCCCUCCACGAGCAGCUGGCACCUGUCCUGCUACGCGUGCUGUCUGUCUGUGCCCCAAGGGAGGAGGCCGCAGGGCGUGUCCACAGCUGCUGCCACUCCUGGCUGCUCGGGCCUGAACUUAGUGGAAAGAAGGAAGCCACUGCUUCCUAAGGUCAAAGGUGGCAAAGGCAGGGAUGCUGUGCCCCCUCUCCAGGGGUCCUCCCAGAGCACAGAGCAUGGGAGCUGCCCUCACCCACCUGCCACAUGUGCUUGUCCAGGCGACCCUCCGCCGUGGCCCCCUGGAGCCUUCAACGCCCAUUGUUACCCACGCUAAUCCCUAUUAAAUAUCUGUUUUAAUUUGCAGCACUGCCUGUCAUUUCACAUGGGCAUGAGUUCCUGCAAGCUCUGGUCUCUCCUGCGGAAAGGAGGUGCACACACGAGGCCCCCUGCCUGUUUUCUGGGUGUC
Rhinolophus ferrumequinum (greater horseshoe bat) is the source of this 1791-nucleotide messenger RNA. RefSeq names its product leucine rich repeat containing 61 (gene LRRC61). The coding region runs from base 302 to 1081 and encodes 259 amino acids. Gene Ontology annotation, biological process: outer dynein arm assembly. Gene Ontology annotation, molecular function: protein binding. Gene Ontology annotation, cellular component: cytoplasm. The record is from RefSeq and is a predicted model, not a curated record. Lineage: Eukaryota; Metazoa; Chordata; Mammalia; Chiroptera; Rhinolophidae. The transcript is spliced from 2 exons.